AUACCGCGUUUGAAAAGAGUAAAAUUUCAUAUCAAAUUCAUAUCGAAGGUUCUGCGGCGAAAAGACCAAUCUGAGUUUUUUUUUUUUUUGCAGAGGACCAAUCUGUCCAGAAGUGCUAAUACCACUGAAGUGCCAAAAGGCCAGAUUGACCCUUUCGCCUCAAAACCGUCGAUAUGCAUAAAACAACGAUUUCGAAUAAAUGCUCGAUUAGAUAAUUUGUACUUUUAAACUGUAUUUUCGUGUGAUUGAUUCUCAAAUUCAUCAUGGAGAAUAAAGAAUUCAAAAGAAGAAAUAAAAAUCUCGCCACGCAAAUUGAAAAACAGAAGCGCAUCGAAAAUGAUUUAUUAUGCAGAAUUUCACAACUCGAGAAAAAACAAUUGGAAGAUGAUGUGAUGCUGUGUGGUAUCAAUAGAUAUUGGAAAGUUUUAGACGAAAAUUGCAGAAUUUUUUCCAAACAAUUUGAUGCCAAGUGCUCGAUGAACAUGUUUGAUAAAUUCGAUAGCAGCGCCGAUUCGUUUCUUAUUCAAUUGUCUACUUACGAUGUGGAAGAACUUAAUGAAAAGUUGGAAAAAAGAGUUCAAAUUUCAAAACAAAAUGUGAAAAAGUUGAUGCUGUCUUUAUACAAAUUAAUCACAAGGACAAACACCUUGAAGAACUUUCAAAAAAAUGGAGUGAAACUAAAGCCUCAAAAUAUAAAAAGAUUCCAGCAGAACAUCAAAUUACGCAAGAAAAUCAUCACACUGCAUAAAGACUACUACACUUUUAAUUUGCGGAUGAAAACAAAACAAGACGUCUUAACUUUGAAAGAAACUGAAAACGACGAAAUGAAGAAUCGAAUCGAUAAUUUGCAAUAUCAAAAUACUAAAAUGAAAGCAGCUACUGAUGAGAUGGAACACAAUUUGGCGGAAUUAAUGGAUGAAAUAAAACAACUAGAAGAUGCCGACGAUUUAAACGAGGCUGAAGCUAUCGAGCGAAAUUCUUCGCCAGUCGAUACAAUCGAUAAAUCUGGCGAACUCGAGAAAGAAAUUGAGCAUCAGAGACAACUUUCUGAACAAUAUUUACAAGAACUUCAGAUUAUGAACAUGAAACAGCAAGAAGCUGCCAAACAAGUUGAAACGCUCAAAAUAGACGCGUGCCAAUUACCUGAAAAAGUAAUCAUACAGUCUAAAAAAUAUAAAUACCUGCAAUCGAAAUUUUCCAUCCUGUACAAUGAAUCUUCUCAAUUGCGACUAAGCUGGGAAGAGGUGCAAAAACAAAUGCAAAUUUUAAAAACAUCUUUUAAUGCUGCUCAAGAAACUUCCGAACGCGAGUGCUUGGUACAACAGAAAAGCAUGCGUCAAGAAAUGAUCAAAUUAGAUGACACGAAUGGUCAACUUCGAAAAGAAUGUCGUAAAUUGAAAAUGGAAUUAGAACAAUCGGUCGCAGAAACCAACCUAUUUGGAUCGCUGAAUUCAGAAAUGAAAAAAUUAAUGAGCUCGAUGUUAGAUUACUGCAAACAACACGAAAGCGAUAUUAAAAGAUACAAACGUAAACACGAAGAAAUUGAGGAGGACAUUCGAUUCUCCAAAGCAAUGCCUCCGAUGAAAAUAAAAUGCGAUAAAUUACUGCAACUUGUUCGAUAUCGAGAAUUUCAUCGCAGACGACUCAAAGAAAAAGAACUCCUGAAAGAGGGAUCCAAAGAGGCUUAUUUGAAAAUGCCUCCUCCGAAAGAACUUCGUUCCAGAGAUGUUACCAAAGAAUUGAACGGUAAAGAUAUCAAACCGCUCAACGAUUCCAAGGAUUUAAUGAAUGCCAAAGAAAUGCAGCAUAUAAAAAAUAUACUGAAUUCGAAAGAUAUCUCUUAUUCUAAAAUAUCGCCAUCCAAAGAUAAAGAUUUAUUCAAUGAUUUUUUACAUCCGAAGGAGUCGUCCCAGAAUUGUACAGACGAUCCUCUGCACAAAGGUACGCUUCAUUAUAGCGAUUUAACUCUUCGUAAAGAAAUGCACUUUUCUAAAUCUUACUCAAAACUUACCUACUCGAAAGAAGUUCAGCGAUCUAAAGAAUUACUCAAAGAAAGAUAUCUGCGAGAUUGCUCAAAGAUGAAGUACAAAGAACUAUUCAAAGAUGGCGAUAAAGAGGAUGUUGAGAAACAAGUCGAGGUCAAAAAUCAAAUCGAGUUCGAGUCUAAUAAUUCGGAAGAAACUUAUGUACCCAAAACCACAUCAAAAAUUCCGAUUAAAGAGAGCGUCGUGAAUUUGGAUUCUGACGAUUCAGGACACGACGAACCCAAAGCCAAAAAGCUGUCUGAAAAUAAAUCCGCGGUGUUAUCUAAAGAAAAGUCUGAAGAAGAAACAGAUUGUACGGAAAAUCAAAACUCUGAUAAAUCAGAAUUUCUGAAACCAGAAAACAAAGAUCAGCUAGAGGUUAAAAAGGCUACACCACCUACUAAAAAAGAUCUCAUCGUUAGGAAACUGAAAUAUCACCUGAAAAAAAUUAUGGGUGAAAAAAAAGACUUGAAUUUACUGCUGGGCAUGUAUAAAAAUAUGAAUAAAACGGACGAAGAAAGAGUGAAACUGAUGGUUUCCGAGCAAAAGCUGAAAACUGAGUUGGAUGAAGUGAAAAGACAAAUGCGACGAAUCGAGGAAAGCAGAUGCGAUGAUAGGAAAGAUUUAGUAGACGUUGUCAUGACUCGUAAAAUUAAAUACCUCUUAGCGAAACGUAGAAGACUUCAAAAAAAAAUUGAAGAAGCUAGAGAUUCUUUAUUAUGCGGAGAAAUGGAAAUCACUGGGCAAGUAUGGGAUGAAUUACAAGCCCAGAAUACUAGACUUCAUCAACUUUUACGAGAAAAAGAUGACGAGAAUUUGAAAUUAAUGACUGAACGUGUAAAAUCUAAUCAACUUUAUAAUCUCUCCAAAGAAGAAAAUGAAACUAUGAUGCAACAUAUUAACUUCAAUAACGAGAAAAUUGAAACGAAAAGUGAGAUUAUUCAAAAAUUAGAAGAGAGAGAAUUGGCAUACAGAAAUCGACUGACGUUUUUUGAACAAGAACUAGUUAUACGCAAAAAAGCUUGCGAAGUGAAUAAACGUAAAGCCGUGGAAAAUGCGCAGACACACGCGAAUCUCAAAAGACAACUCGAAAAAUAUCAAAAAUUAUCCCACGAAGUUCAACAACAAAAAAUUGAGAAAAGUGCUCUACUUGAAUCUAAAAUGCAGAAAAAUAAUAGUUUAUUGGAGGAAAUAUCCCAGCUGAAAAAGAAACUGGAACGAAUGAAGAAGUACGAAUCUGUUGGAACCUUAGAGGCGAUAUUGGCCGAAGAACUGCGCGAAUAUAAAAAUAUUCUGACAUGUCCCUCCUGUAAAGUUAAUACAAAGGACGCCGUAUUAAUCAAAUGUUUUCACGUUUAUUGUUUGAAUUGCAUUAAAACUAGGUAUGAAACUCGCCAGCGUAAGUGUCCCGAAUGCUGCGCUCCAUUUGGAGCCAAUGAUUAUCAUCGUCUAUUUUUAUUCAAUUAAUUAGAUAAUUACGAGUAGGGGAGAGCUGCCCAAGAUGGCAUAGUGUCUAAGAUGGCAUAGUGACGAUUACUCGAAAACUACACAUUGAAAAAAAAAUUUUUUUCGCUUAAAAUGUUGUCAACACUGUAAACACUGAAUCCCGGUAUGUGACAAAUUGUUCAAUGCCGAAAAUCAAAAAAAAAAACGACAAACAAUUUUUUGCUAGUUGAAAGUUUUACAUUUCUGCUACUUUAGAAGGAGUUAUUGGUAUGAAAAAUAUUUUGUUGCAAAAAAGUGGAUGCGAAUACGAAAAGUAUAAGAAAAAAGGCUUGUAAUGAGCUAAUAGUUAUAAUAAUUGCAUCACCUUAUAUGCUUCUAAUAUCAUUCUGAAAUAUAUCAAUGUGUUUGCCCAAGAUGACAUAGCAUUUUUUGUCCAAGAUGGCAUAUACCAAUAACAUUGUGUUUUCAUAAAAAAAUGUUCAAAUGAGUUUUUCUUCAUUUUUGAAAUAGUUUUAAUGGUAUUUCAGCUUUUGCACUUAAAUUUUGUAAUAAAAACCACAUUUGAUCAAGUUUUUCUUCAUUUUUGAAAUAUUUUCAUAGGAAUUUCAGCUUUUGCAAUAAAAACCGCAUUCCCUCGAGUUUUUCUUCAUUUUUGAAUUAUUCGCAUACGCAUUUCAGCUUUUGUACUUGAAUUUCGUUAUAAAAACAGCUUUUAAUCGACUUUUUCUUCUUUUUGGGAAAAUUUUUAUAGGUAUGCCAUCUUAUCCAUACCAGUGUCCAAGAUGGCACAUUUGGAACUUUUUUUAAAAAGGCAAAUUACAGGUACUGAAAAUGAGUAAAAUUUUAAAACCAGGGGGGGGGGAAUUUGUAGCCAAAUGUUCAUAGUUUCAGAUGGUGUAUUCAUUUUUUCGGAUAAUUCAUUAUAGCGCCCUCCAGAUUGCAAAAUGUGCAAAGUAUGCCAUCUUAGGCAUCUCUCCCCUAAAUGAUUGAUUGGCAAAGGUUGAUUUAAAAUACUUACCUAAGGAUAGGAAUAUUUGCAUGCGAAACUUUAAUGUUUUGAAAACGUGCUGAAUGUGCAGUUUUGAUGUUCAUUAGUAAUUGUCUUAAAAUGGAUUAUUGUUCAUGAAAUUAUUGACAAUAUAUUACAUCUUGUUUUACGCAA
Planococcus citri (citrus mealybug) is the source of this 4632-nucleotide messenger RNA. Its product is annotated as E3 ubiquitin-protein ligase BRE1B-like. The transcript has 16 exons. Gene Ontology annotation, cellular component: HULC complex; nucleus. The record is from RefSeq and is a predicted model, not a curated record. Gene Ontology annotation, molecular function: metal ion binding; ubiquitin protein ligase activity. NCBI's taxonomy places the organism in Eukaryota, Metazoa, Arthropoda, Insecta, Hemiptera, Pseudococcidae. Bases 264 to 3491 code for a protein of 1075 amino acids.